Molecule: messenger RNA, 540 nt
Organism: Debaryomyces hansenii CBS767
Lineage: Eukaryota; Fungi; Ascomycota; Pichiomycetes; Serinales; Debaryomycetaceae
Gene: PAM17
Product: Pam17p
Exons: 1
Coding region: 1-540 (179 amino acids)
Biological process (GO): protein import into mitochondrial matrix
Cellular component (GO): PAM complex, Tim23 associated import motor
Source: RefSeq, a predicted model, not a curated record
AUGCUUAUGCUCAAAAAUAUUGGGAUUUACAAUAGGCUGAUCAAUACGAUUGGCAGAUCGGUUCGUUUUAACUCAAGCGGAAAGUCGUCAUUAAAUUGGGUCGAGUACUUAAACUUGAAGAAGCAAAAUAAUAGGCUUAAUGUGGCAUCGUCGGCAUUUACCAGUUUAGCGGGUGCAUUUAUAACGUUGACUUACUUAGGAAACAUCGAAAUACAGGUCGAUAAACCUAUCAUGGGAUUGGACCCGUUUAUGGUCAUGGGUGGUGCCGUCAUUUUAGGUGGUGGUGUUGGAUACUUGUUUGGACCAUUCAUCGGUACUGCGUUGUUCAGCUUGAAGAAUAAAGCGGCCAUGCAUCAAUUCAAAAUAAAAGACCAGAUUUUCUUGCAGAAAAUCAAACAUCACAGGGUGGAUCCAUCGUCGCAAUCUUUCUCCAAUCCAGUUCCUGAUUACUAUGGAGAAAGAAUCUAUUCGUUGAAUAAUUACAAGCAAUGGUUAAGAGAUUGCAAUGCUUUCAGAAGAAAGGCUAAGGAAUUCCUUUAG